Messenger RNA from Tachysurus vachellii, 6060 nucleotides. RefSeq names its product apical junction component 1 homolog (gene ajm1). Gene Ontology annotation, biological process: cell-cell junction organization. The coding region runs from base 357 to 3566 and encodes 1069 amino acids. Lineage: Eukaryota; Metazoa; Chordata; Actinopteri; Siluriformes; Bagridae. The transcript is spliced from 2 exons. The record is from RefSeq and is a predicted model, not a curated record. Gene Ontology annotation, cellular component: apical junction complex; plasma membrane.
UUUUUGCAUGUACUUCAACACCAUUGAUGAUCAUAUAAACAUACAGCAUAUAUACAAGGAGCUGUAUCUGCAACCAAAACUUCUAUUUUAACAGAGGUUACUUGUAAAUGUCAUCAGCUGAGUGACUGUGUUGAUAGAUAGAUGUGCUGUAAUGGUAGCAGGAAUAUUGCUGUUUAUAAAGGACAUAUUUUUUUCCAGGCAUAUCAUCACAAUAAAUCUGCAAUGGAGUUAUAAUUAUUAUAACAAGAAAUAUCUUUGGUAGUGAAGUACAAAAGCCUGGCCCAGCACACAGGAUUAGAAAACACAAGGGUAUAUUCACCUGAAAAUGAUUUGAUGAAGAAAAAUAAUUGACUAAGAUGACAAUCACAGAUCCAACCAAUAUAUUGGAGUCUGCUGUGUAUCAAACUGCUAAACUGAAUUCCAUCUAUAUUCACAUAAAGCUCUACUCUUGCUAUAAACAAUGUGAUUCCAAAUAUAUCAGUGCACUGGAGGAUUCCUGGAACAACCAAAACGAGCACAGUCAUUUGUUUGAUGCUGCAUCUCUACACAAGCCCGAAUAUAACAAAAUCAAUAUGGAGUACCAUUGGAUAAGGGAUGACAGAUUUAUCGCCAACCCAGAUGAUGCCUGGAAUGUGUUAGCACAACAUAAAAGACACAAACUGCACCGUUUUUCAUCCCCAGAUCUUUAUAACUUGCAAGUAACCCCUCAAGUUCUAACUGCUGAAAUGGCUGGUGAGGUUGCACUUAGAAGAAGAACAAGAUCAAGAAGUGCCUCACGAGUCCAGACCAACUUUAUUCCUUUAAUAACUGAUUCUUCCCCUCCUGCAGUAAGAAGGAAUCAAAGAUCUCCAAAACAUUCUCAGUGCAGGCAAGAGUUUUCUGCCAGAGACACCUUCUAUGGACCAACUUAUACUGUCCUUAAUGAGGUACAUCCCAUCAAACUGCAACCACAGAGGACUGAUACCAUUAGGCACUCUCCUUUUUAUAUGCCUGAAGGUUUGGAUGAGGGAAGGACUGUUAAACUUGCUACCAGUCCUCAUGUAAAAUGUCGAGUGGACAUUAAACCUGAUGAGGCAGCUUUGCAGCAACGUGGUCAAAAGUCAUCCAUUACAAAGAUGGACAUACCAUCGCAUAGGUAUACCAGUAAUGGCAGCCAAGGUCUUAGAGUACCUCCCCAUGGCUCCACCUUUAGACCGCCAACUCCCACCGAAUAUUUUAAAGGUGAAUAUACACCUACCUAUCAGUAUUCUCAAAGUAUGCCAACCAGUAACAUGUUGCCAUUAAAGACUCCACCACACAGGAUACCUUCCCAAUGGGAGAUGAGACCAUAUGGAAGGGAGAGAAGAGCUAAGUCAAACCCCAAUGUGCCAACUAAAUUCUCCAAUGUAGACAAUUUGGGGAAAUAUGAAUCUUCACCUUCCAAAAGAACGUACUAUCAGGAUGAUUAUUUUACCAUUCCUACCCAAAGCUUCUCUCCUAAAUUACAUUAUUUCCAAGAUAAAAAAACUCAUGUGGUUCAUACUAUACCUGACAGGCCAUAUAUCACAGAAGGAGGUCUUUAUAAUACUGACCCAGCACAGUACAUAAUACAGACACCACCUGCACGAACCUUAAUUGAGGAUGAUCCUAGGACACAUCAGGUUCAAACAGUUCCUCCUAGGAUUUUUUAUGUUGGUGAUCCCUUUGUACCUGCAAUGGAAAGUUACAUCCCAGCUCAGGUAUACUACACAGAGGACAGGCAUCAUACAAACAUGGUUCAGCCAAAAUCAAAUGAUUUUUAUGGCUCAGAUGUGUCUGGCUUUUCUACACCCUAUCCUUCAUACACACCUAAUGUUACACUGGCAAAAGUUAGACAAGAGUCUAUGUCUACCCCUUGGUACAGUAACCUGUGUAUGGAGACAAGAUCAGUAACUGACUCAAGGACUCACUCAAGGUCUUGGGACAAUAUCCUCAAUACUCAUGUAGCACAGGAACAACCUGUGUCUCAUGGAAAAAGUGAUGAAAAUCUCCUAUAUCAAAGGAGACAAACUUCAAUAAAUGACAGACCAAAACCUGUGGUGGUAAAUCUGUCAAGUUCACCUCGACGUUAUGCAGCUUUAUCCUUGUCUGAUAAUUCCUUGAUUGAGAAAAACCCAGUUGAUACUAAGAGAACCUCAAGCAAACACUGGUAUGUUACUCCGGAAAUUACUAUUACAGACAAUGAUAUCAAACCUUGCAAAGGCUAUAAGGCAGAGGUACGCUCAGCCAGUUGGGAUGUGCUUGAUUCUAAAAUUGUUCCAGAUGAAGAUGCUGCUUUCCUUGAGACAAUUCCCAUUUCAACUAAAGAUAAGACCUAUCAUAGCACUUCACUCCAACAAAGCUUAGAACAACUUGACAAGCUUUUAGCUGACCUGGUUGUUGAUUAUAAACACCCCUCUAGUAUACAGGCCAGUGAAGCUGUGAUGGAUCAAUUCAAGCAUAUUGAUGAAGAAGCAGUAGCAUCAGGAAGAAAGACUUCAAAGCCAGUAUAUGAGAUUAGCAUGUCCUGUGACAAACCAUCAACAUCCAUAACAACAGAUCCUCACACCAUAAGAGACACUGAGGUGAGAUGUGAUGGCCUGCAAAAUAAUAAGGACUGCUCUCCUGACCAGAGUCCAGAUGAGGAUGAGACAAUGAUGUGUUCCAACAAUAAAUGUCGUCGGACAGAGACAUUGUUUAAUGCUUGCCUCUACUUUAAAUCCUGCCACAGCUGUUACACUUACUACUGCUCUCGCAACUGCCGCAGAGAGGACUGGGCUAUUCACAAGGAGAGCUGUCUGUAUGGAAGAAUCGGCAGUAUAUGUCGCCACAUUAUUAAAUAUUGUAGAGAAACCUCAGAUGUCCACAAAGCUUUCUCACGUAUAGCCAAAGUGGGAUACCUGUCACGAGGAAAAGGGGUGUUGUUUUUGAGCUUUCCAAACCCAGGAUCAUCAACAAAUUUCCUUCAGUAUGGCCUAGAAAGUCUUUUAAUGUCUCCAACAUAUCUGUCCAUACGUGAACUAGAUAGUUACAUGGAUAACCUUGGAGAUUAUUGUAAAGAGCUCCAGGAUGCAGGCAAGGACUAUGAUCCAAACGAAUGUUUUCUCUUGAAUGUAUCCAUUGCUGUUGGUGAAGUGCCUGAGAGAUCACAACCAAGGGUAAAGGCCCCAACAGUUAGGAAGUAUGCAAAGGUUGCUUUGGCCUCUUACAGCCCAGAAAGGAGUGUUCAUGGGAAAGAACGUGAAAUGGAGACUUUGAUACUUACUCCACCACCAGGUACAGCUGAUAUUGACAGGGAAGGUGAAGAGGGGAGAAAAGCUAGAGAGAUUUGUUUCAUUAAUAUUCAACGGGAACUAAGAAUUCGUGGAGUGUUCCUUCGCCAUGAAUACCCCCAUGUGUAUCAGAAACUGUGUGAGUUUGUUGAGAGCAACAGAAGGUUUACUCCUACCAGUAUUUAUCCCAUUGACAAGAGAACUGGCAAACAGUUCAUGUGCAUGAUAAUGGCAGCUUCUGAGCCACGGACUUUGGAUUGGGUUGCUACCCCUCAUCUUCUAGAUGAUAUUAUUUAAAUAAAUGCACCUAUAUAUACAUUAUAUAGUUAUUUAGUUAUGUGUGACAGAUGUAAAUACAUAUACAAAACUUAUAUUAUUUUGUUAUUUAAACAUGUAUUAAUGCAUCUAAUAUAGUAUUACAUUGUUACAAAAAAGGAAACCACAAACUAUUUAUUGACAUUUUUAUUGACAUUUUGCUACAAUGGGUAUCAUGACUCCUUGCCAAUCAGUGCUACUUUCAGGAAGUCACUAAAUCAGUCAUAACUCAACAAGACUACCAAAAAUUACCCAAAAAGACAAAUUUAAAUGAUGUAUUGUGGCUAAAUCAAGUAUUUGCACACUGUUACUUCAUAUAAAAUGAAUUGAAGAAUAAAAACACAAGCAACUGGAUCAUACUUCGAUAUUUUGUAAUGAUAGAUAGAAAGACAGACAGAGGCUAUGGCCAAAAAUAUGGGGACAUCUGAACUGAAACCAUGGGCAGUCAUGUGGAGUUGGUCUUUCCCUUUGCAACCCAAAUAACCUCCACUUUUCUUGGAAGACUUGGAAUAUUUUGGAUUGUUUCUGAGAAUUUAAGCCCAUUAAGUCAGAUGAGCAUUUGUGAGUUCAGGCUUGCCUUUAACAUUUCAGUUCAUCUCAAAAUGGGUGCAGUGGGAUUGAGGUCACUUGUCAAAAUUGUCAAACCAUGCCUUUUAUGAUCUUUGCUUUGUUCACAUAGGCAUUAACAUUCUGAACAGGAAAGGGUAUAUCCUAAACUCUUCAUAUAUAUUACUAUUACCCUUCACUUGAAGCAAUCUAUUAUCUCUUCUCUACCAAAUCCAAUUAUUGUCUGUCACAACCAGAUCAGACUCCCAGAAAGUGAAGCAUGAUUUAUCACUCAAGUGAUUUUCACCGCUCCACUUGAUGCUUGGCAUAGUGCAUAGUAAUCUUAGACUUGUGUUAAUUUCACAAUAAUACAAAUUACUGUUGAUGGGGCAGAUCUAGCAGGGCAGAAAUUCCAUGUACUGACUUAAGGCAACUUAUAAGGUGGCAUCCUAUAACAGUACCAAGUUUAAAGUCACUGACAUCUUCACAGUAUGGAUUAUUCUACUGCUAGAUUUUGUAUAUGAAUAUUGCAUGAUUUUAUGUACCUGUUAGCAACUGGUUGUGGCAAAAACACCUGAAUGGAAUGAUUGAGCGGUAUCCACAUACUUUUGGCCAUACAAUAAACAUAGAUGUGGUGACUUUGAAGAGUAAGGUAUUUGGAGCCUGGAAAAAGUAUGUAUCAAAUGUUAAAAAAAGCUCUCAAUGUUAACAAUGGUGCAUUUCUAUUUGUUUUAUAGAUUAUCUUGAGCCAUGAUUGACUUGAAAACAAUUAUACUGAACAAAAAAAACCCUAAUUGCCUCAACAAAUAAUUUUUGCUGCAUAGUGGGUUACAUUUUUUCUAUUUCUCUUCCAUUUUAAAAACUGCAAAAUUAAUUUCUUGCAUGUUAUGAACAUGAUCCCUAUAAACUAGACUUAGAAAUACAUUUAAACCAUUAUCAGCAUGCUAUGUGCACUUAGAAAACAGUGUUUGUAAAUCUAUUUUUUUAUCCUGAUACAAUGAUAUAUUUUUAAAAUAUCACGCCUGCGUGUGAAAGUUUUCAGUCACCAAGUAAUUUAAUGUUUCAAGGAAUAAGUAUUGAGAGAUGGACUUGAUAUUCAUGAUGAUAUUUUGCUAAUCCCUGCUAUUUAUAAUCUGUAAAUAUCUGUGAAAUUAUAUGAUGUUGUAGUCUUAACUGGUAUGAAACUAAUGAAGUUGCAAAUUACUAUAUUUGUGUGUAAAACCCAUUUGUAUGAAGAAGAAAAUUAGUUAUUUAUCGUGCAUGUGCAUACACAACUGUAUGCAGUGGCCAUUGAUAAAUCUCACCAAUUAUAAAUUGCUUGUUCAUGGUAACAUAAUUUGCAUAAAAACCCUCAAAUCACCAUCUAUGAUUAAAAAAAACAAACUGUUCCCUCAAAAUAGCACAGUAGCCUGCUAAUGGUAAUGCUUGUUUCAAACGACAUGGAAAAUGUCUAAAGAUGAAAUAAUGAUAUUGUUGUAUAAAGUAGAACAGAAGCAAAAUGGUUUAUUUUAUUAUUGAGUAGUUCAUCUGUCUGCAUUUUGUGGCCACUGAAAUCAGUAAUUACUCAUUCUUGAUGAUAUGACUGACAGCAUAUUUCAAUUCAAUUUAUUUGUAUAGCACUUUUAACAAUUCACAUUGUCUAAAAUCAGAUUUACAGAAAUAUAGAAACAGAGAAAGAAAGAAAUCCAUGAAUUGAAACUUAAAUUUUAAAUAAAUAUUUUUUAAUUAAUUUUAAAAAUACUAUGUAUCUCUAACAUCUAUCCCUAUUGAGCAAGCUAGAGGUGACGGUGGCAAGGAAAAUCUCCCUGAGAUGAUAUGAGGAAGAAACCUUCAGAGGAACCAGACUCAGAAGGGAACCCAUCCUCAUUUGAGUAACACUGGACAGUAAAUAAUGUAAAUGUAAAUAAUGUCCUUUCUACAACCAUUUAUA